GCCCUCUCUGACUGUGAACUGAUUGGCAUGCUUCUCCUCUCCUCAUGGCUCUGUUUAUGGGCUGCCCAGUAUCACCUUUCUGCUUGCCUGGAAUUACGUUCAUUUUUCUUUUUGGAACAGAAUUGAUAAUUAACAGCAAAAUGUAAUUUCUCUUUUAAGAGCAUCACUGAGCAGGAAUAGUUCUUUCUUGCAGUGAAUACUUUCUGACAAGUCCUUUUAAUUCUUUCUGAUGUUCCUAACUCUUCACUGAAGUCGUAUCAUGUUUUUGCAUAUAAUAUUUUUUUAAUGUCAAUGAUAAUUUGAGGAAUAUGAAGGGACACAGAGCAAAUGUAAGAAUGAAUGUCAAAUUCAGGGACAUUUUUAAAGCAAGAUGGUCUUUUAAACACAAACCAUCACAGAACAUAAAAAUUGCAUGAUUUGAGUUCUGCUUGUAUCCAGGAGUGGAAAAACAAGCAGGUUUCUUUAAUUGCAAAAUGCGUUUUCUAGCUCUCCCAUGAGCUUAAAAAACAUUGAGUAAUGUUGGCGAUCUGCAAGAAGUGAUUUAUGUAACGUGCACCUAAACCACAAGUCACAUGGGCUCUUUCUGUUUGCUACUUUUGAUUGCUUGGCUGAGGAAACUAAAACUAUAACCUCCUCUACAAGCAAUGUUCUUUAGCAAUGCCAGUCUAAGUGCCCUUCGUCCAACAUGUCCUUAAGAAAGCUCAUUCAGCAAAACCGCAAUGCCAAUUUUGUGGGCUACUGUGUUAGUCCAAGUUACACACCUUACUUGGAUCCAAUGUGCAGUGCCCAAAUGGAUAAUAGAGUUCAGAGUCUGGCAAACACAGUGGGGACUUUACCUAGGGAACGCAAGCAGCUUGCUUUAACCAGAUCAAGUUCCUUAGGUGACUCUUCUGGGCCACAAAGACGGCUUCUUGCUAUUGUCAAAGAAGAUAAUGAAACAUUUGGAUUUGAAAUUGAGACGCGUAGAUUACAACACCAAAAUGCUUGCUCCCUGCAAAUAUGCACUUACGUCAGCAAAAUACAAGAAGCAAGUCCUGCCCAUCUUUCUGGCCUGCAAACAGGUGAUAUUCUAGCCAAUAUCAAUGGAGUAAGCACUGAAGGUUUUAGUCACAAGCAAAUGGUGGACUUGAUAAAAUCUUCAGGGAAUUAUUUAAGAUUAGAGACUGUUAAUGGAGCCAGGAUUGUUAGGAGAAUGGAACUUGAAACCAAGCUGCAGGUAUUGAAGCAAACUAUGCAGGAAAAAUGGGUGGAGUUCCGAUCUCUGCAAUUACAGGAACAACGCUUGCUGCAUGGGGAAGUGAAUGACAACUCUCUAUUUGACACCCUGGAAUUGGAGUCCAAUUUAUUCGGUAGUUGUGCUUCAGCAAGGCCUGCCUUCCCAAUUAAACCCCGAUUCUCCAGCGAAAGCAGCUGUAAAAGCCAGCUGAGCUCAAUGACAGUGGACAGUGAGGAUAGCUUCUACCAGAGCUAUGUUUUUGAGGAUUCUGCUCAUGAGACUUUGAGCAGGCAGUCGAGCACAGAUGACGAUUGCUUCUUUUCGAGGGACAAUGAUACUGCAGUAGGAAAAUAUUCACUGAGGAGGAACAGAAGCAUCAGUCUGGCUAGCAGUGGAUCAAUGUCGCCCUCAUGGGAGGGAGGCAGUUUUUCAAAUAUUUUUGGAACACUCCCACGGAAAAAUAGGAGAGGAAGUGUCCGAAAGCAGCUUUUGAAAUUCAUUCCAGGUCUUCACCGAGCGGUGGAAGAGGAAGAAAGUCGGGUCUGACAUCUUAAGUAUCUUCUUCAUCAAGGACUGUGUUAGUAUCCAUAGACAUAAACUUCAUCAGUAAAACCACAUGGUACCUGGGAUUCAUACUGACUCACCCAGCCACACAUUUCCCCCCAACAUAACCUUAUGAUGGGAUUGACAUUAUUUAAAGUUCUGGCUUCUUUUUCAUUAUUCUUGAAUGCAGCUAGCACACUGUGGACCCAGCUUUGUUAGUCCCUGAAAAUCUGCUCUAUACUAACUUUUUGGUAUGUGAAAAAGCUUUGCAGCGCCUCCUCAUCGACCCCUGUGUUACCAACGUAGCCCUCUCUGUGAGAGUUACAGCUAUUUAUUUCCUAUGUUAGCCAGCCAAAUAUUAUAUUCUUCAAAGAACUUUAAUAAAGGGCCUGCUGAUGCUGAAAUCAUUAGCAAAAGUCCCAUCGUGAGCAGGAUCAGGCCCCACAUAUACAAAUGUGCACGCCACAGAAGAACAAAACUGAAAAGAAGUGCUGUAACUAGAAGUCUGAAGGAUUUACUUUUACGUUUGUUAACCUUGUAUGUUCCCUGUGCAGUGGCUCAGACUAGGGUAUACUUGAGUUUCUGUAGCAGAGACUAGGGAUUUUUAUUUAAAUGCAAUUGUAUUUCCAGUCAGUAAGCUACAGACCACGUUUUUCCAGUCAGUCAUGCCCAUAGUAUGGCAUGCAGACACUGCAGGGACCGUAGCAGUAACUCCUAGGAUAUCAUUGGGAUUUUUCUUGUCUCAUCAUACUAUUUAUAUUUUAAAACACAGCAUGACCUAUGGCCCACACUUUAUCAGACCUGUCUGCUCCUCGUGGCUGAAAUCACUAAGAUGUCAUGCUAAGACUUUACCAUCACAGGGAAUUUGAACUCUAGGGUUCACCCACAAACUUGCAUGAUUCCUCAGCUAACAACCCAAAGCUUUUCUACUAUGGCAGCUCAUUCAGUACCCUUGUCUGUUGUUUUUACACCAGGCUGGCCACAAUAGCUGAGUUACUGAGCUUUUAAAACGUGUGUGUUUCAUUCAUCUGGGUGGGGGACAAACUGGGGCCAUUGAACAUAAAUGAACUUGGGAGUCAAAACAUUUCAGUUUUUUUUUAAAGAAAACACUGGCAGAGAAAAGCAUAAGGGAUUAUUGGCUUAAAAAAAGGAGGGGGUAUCUGAAAUAUGAGAGAAUUGCAGAGCCACACUCAUUGGACUAUGAUUGAGUAUGUUGUUUGAUCUGCACCUGCAUGGUAGUAUAGAAAGAGAGAGGAAGAGGCUUUCCGGUGCUGCUGGUAUCGGAUUGACAUUAGCUUCGGUAACAUGAAUUGGCCUUGUACUUAGCAGCAGUGAUGACAAAGAUCACUGAAAUAGUGAACACCAAAGAAAUACUGGACAGGUGUGUACAGAGCAAAGUAACAUGCACUGCAGUAGUUUGGCAACAAAAGGUUUGAAAUAGAUUUCAGUGGUUUGGAAUGAGAAGGAGUCUUCCAGGGUGAACUGAUUGAAAAUAGAAAGGAAAGAAAAAAUCGAAUGACAGCACAAGGUUCUGGAAAACUAGUGAUAUAGUCUGACUGCUUUUGUGUAUUCUCUACUUCAAGACCCUGCUAUGACAGCUCGGGUGGGCCUGUUACCCCUGCUUAUAGUGACAUCUCUCUAACUCCUGUCACUUGUUUCUGAAAUUCUAAUCAGGCUUAUUGAAAACAUAUUUCCCUGUACUGUGCAUAUGUCAGGCUCAGUAACAAGUAAUGUAAAGGUUAUGCUUCUUCACUGUCACCAAUUGAGAUUGUUGCAGUCAAAGAAGCAUAUCAGAAUUUCAUCAGUCUUGAGGAAAAUAUUGAUCAGUGAACAAUGACCUAAAUAUAGGACAUCAAAUGAAUUCUCCUGCUUCAAGGUCCCAUAGAAAUAAGUACAUCCCUUCUUAUGCCAUUCUCAUGGGAUGUCCUGCAGUUACCAAUAGGAUUUUGUUUUGUUUCUGAAUGGAAUGCAAGAUUUCAGUCUCACCCACAAAAACUCUUUAUAAAUCAGUAUCAGGGAAUUGUGCCUUUUUGGGAUUCAAACCCCAUAAACAAGCUUGCACUCUUGAGGACUUCAUGGAACCCUGUAUACAACUCUCUAUACAGUAUUUUGGUGUACUGCUGCUGGAACAAAAGGGUCAGCAAUUAUCUAGGUUUUUUAGGAUUAAAGAUUUCUAUAGCAUAUAGAGUGAAGAUGGAAGGGAUAGUUUAUCCAAGAUUUGAUUAUAGGAAAUUAUUAAAUAAGUUUGGAUAUAGAAUGGGAAGGAAAGGAGACACUUUGUGUAUAUCGGGUAUUAUAUGUGCAAAACAUUUAUAAUAGAUCAAGCACAAAUUAAGUCCUCUAAGCUGUGGCAAAACUUUUCAAAACAUAGCAUAGAUGGAAGAAGUGUUUAAUGUAAUUAUCUUUAAGAAUAUCUUUUGUUUUACAUGACUUACUUACUUAACUGACAAAAAAGAGCAUUAAGAGGUAGUUUAUACUUCAGACAUUGGUGUUUUAAACACAACUGAAAUCUUGUUAAAGUCAAACCAGCAACUUUCGCCACCACAAACAAACAAAAAAAGUCAAAGAAAUAUCCUCCAUUGUACCCAAUAUUCCUUUAGUUGAUACAUUUGUUUCAAAGGCACAUCUUCCAAGGUGAUUUUUGUCACCCAACUCUUGGUAGGCCAACAAGAGCUGUGAACCAACAUUUCAGAUAGGUUUUUAUAUUUUUUCCUAAGAGGAUUAAAAAGAUUGUAGUAUAGCAAUUCUCCAUGUGAAGUUGAGGGGAGGGAAACAUUACAUGAACAUGGGAGAAGCUUUACUGCUCUGUUUAUUAUGGGAAGCACAUUCUUUUGUUUGUUCAAUGGAACAUGUAUGUUAAAAAUUGAACAUGUGUUUUAACCCAUUAAAUUCAACCCCACCCCCAUGUCUCUGGUGGUUCAGAGUUCAACCCUUGAUCUAGCUGAGCUCUGAAUUUCCUGACUGGCCAUUAACCUGAGCAAAACCAAACUCCUUGAUUCAAAUAACCCCACACCUGAUCCAAUCUAAUUUUUGCAUCUGGAGUCCAUUUCUGAAUCAACACAGUAAAUCACAGGCAAAAAGUUAAGAUGCAUUGCAUGUAUUUUCAAAAAUUGCUUUCUUGUUUUGUUUUUUGCCCACAGUUUAUUUUUAGACACAAUGUCACUAGGAGGUCUUGUGGGGAAAAUUAGAUGCUUAGGUGUCCAAGUGAAAGUGACUGUGAGCACAGUAAUGCUCUAGUGAAGGCUGGAUUGAAAAUCAUGUCCAUAAUUCCACACUGAGAACAUAUAGGACCUGACACUUCAACCUAGAUCCCAAAUUUUCAGGUGCAAUUUUGCAAAUACAAAUAAUUGGGCCCACAUCUUGCACAUGCAAAUAAUUGCAGUUGCACAUGGUAGCACCUAGACAUCUAACAAUCCAACAUAUAGGUGCAAAUAUGCACGCAGAGUUAUUUGUGCAUGUAAAAUUUCACCUGCCAGGUUAAAAGCCAUCUCUGAAAAUCGGACCUUUUAAGUAUAGGAUGUUCCUAAGUGAAAAUCCUGCAUUGAAGUAAAUAUUUUCUUUCUUAGCAUGUCUACUGUACAUGUAGGUGGAAUCCUGGCUCUACUGAAGUACAUUGAUUUCAACAGGGCCAGGAUCUCACCCUAUUUAGGAACAGGAAUUCCAUAACUCUGUUAAAAUUUGACUCUCAAGUAAUACAUACCCUUUUAUAUUAAAAUUGUAGAAUAUUGUUGCAGGAAAAGGGCCUCUGAUUUGUACUGAAGUACAUGCAAAGUGGGCGGUAAUGAAUAUGCAACUGAUAUGUGCAAAGGUGGGUUUUGCAUAAGAUAAUUUGCUCAUACAUGGAGCUGGGCCCUUUGAACAAAUGAUCCUGUGUAGUUAAAUCCCUUCUCCCCUGUGGAUCUCUGAAUGCUUUAAGGGAUUUACUUGCAUCCUUGGUGGUUAUAUAUCAGAGCAAUGAAAAUGGCUUGAGUCAAUCUUUUAAUGUGGGCUUAAUCAGUUUAACAGAACAUAUGGAUCUGAAUUCUGUGCUGCACUUUAGCAACAGUGAUGAACUAGAGUUAGGCCAGAACCGCAAAUUUCAGAUCCAACUGUGGAUUUCAAGUCCUUCAGAGUCCUUGUUCCACACGGAGCAAUCCAACCUUCAUCAGAGCUCCUUCUUCUCAAGGUUUGAAGGUGUUUGGAGCUAGGGUUUUGAUCUGAGACCAUCUCCACAAGCAACUGAUGUUCUCAGACUUUCCUGUUGGACCUAAAGGUGAAAGUUUGUAUCCUUGCACUGUAAAUAAAGGUAGCUAAAGGCUGACUGUGUGUCUGUAGUAAGCACCCCCUCAUAAGCCAAAGUGACAAGAUAUUGAUUAAGUACUAAGUUAUUAACCAACCAGCUAGGGAAUUCAGCUGGUCAGGUGAGGAUGUUUAAAAAAGAGACAGGAGGGAGAGAGGAAGGCAGGGCAAAGGAGCCCAUUAUCUCAGAGAGGUGAAAUUUGUCUCUCCCUCCUGCACUUUGCCUUGGUAUUAGGUAAAGACCUGGGGAAGAGUCUUAUGCUGUGGGGAACAAAUGUUCACAAAGCACUUGGUGUUGAACUUGCUACUGGUGUGUGAGGACUAUUUGCAGUAAGAAGCCAAGAUAAGGGAACACUGCCCUGUGACAAUAAACAGAUGUUUUAAUUGUGUUGAGUCAAAUGCAACCUCAAAGUCUAAACUGUAGCUCUUUGUAUUGAAAGAACAUAGACUAGACAGUAAACCCAUGGAAAUUGUUUGUUUAAAAUAAAUAUAUUUUUGUUUCUCUU
Messenger RNA from Dermochelys coriacea (leatherback sea turtle), 6543 nucleotides. It is a transcript of the gene CYTIP, whose product is annotated as cytohesin 1 interacting protein. Gene Ontology annotation, molecular function: protein binding. Gene Ontology annotation, cellular component: cell cortex. The record is from RefSeq and is a predicted model, not a curated record. The transcript is spliced from 8 exons. Gene Ontology annotation, biological process: regulation of cell adhesion. The coding region runs from base 686 to 1762 and encodes 358 amino acids. NCBI's taxonomy places the organism in Eukaryota, Metazoa, Chordata, Testudines, Dermochelyidae.